This is a messenger RNA of Nymphaea colorata (pocket water lily), 818 nucleotides long. RefSeq names its product peptidyl-prolyl cis-trans isomerase FKBP20-1. Gene Ontology annotation, biological process: protein peptidyl-prolyl isomerization. Lineage: Eukaryota; Viridiplantae; Streptophyta; Magnoliopsida; Nymphaeales; Nymphaeaceae. The transcript has 6 exons. Gene Ontology annotation, cellular component: cytoplasm. The coding region runs from base 176 to 742 and encodes 188 amino acids. The record is from RefSeq and is a predicted model, not a curated record. Gene Ontology annotation, molecular function: peptidyl-prolyl cis-trans isomerase activity.
CAGAAAUAAGAAUAAUUUGAUCGCUUCUCUGUAUUUUAUUUAUCUUCUUUGAAAAAGAAACGGGAGAGUCGACCCUCUUUUCCUCUGUGGUCUCACUCUCUCCCCAGAAGGUGAAUCCACCGAGUCCAGUGAGUCGAAGGAUAUCGUGUUUUCAGGUUUCUUAUUGAUUGGAAGGAUGGUAGAUGCUAUUGAUUUAACUGGUGAUGGAGGCGUCACAAAAAUGGUCUUGCGAUCAGCCAAACCUGGUGCGCUAGCACCAUCUGAGGACCUUCCUCUUGUUGAUGUGCACUAUGAAGGCGUCCUGGCUGAAACUGGUGAAGUUUUUGAUACUACGCGUGAAGACAACACCAUUUUCUCCUUCGAGCUUGGCAGGGGUGCAGUCAUCAAGGCUUGGGACAUCGCUUUAAAAACCAUGAAGGUUGGGGAGCUUGCAAAGAUCACAUGUCAGCCAGAAUAUGCAUAUGGGAUUGCUGGCUCUCCCCCAGAUAUUCCACCAAAUGCAACCCUCAUAUUUGAGGUUGAGUUGGUUGCUUGUCGUCCUCACAAGGGCUUGACUCCGAGCACAGUUUCCGAGCAAAAGGCUAAGCUAGAGGAACUGAAAAAACAAAGGGAAAUGGCAGCAUCUGCUAAAGAGGAAGAGAAGAAGCGAAGAGAAGAAGCAAAAGCUGCAGCAGCUGCUCGAGUGCAGGCCAAGAUGGAAGCCAAAAAAGGUCAAGGAAGAGGGAAAGGGAAAGCAAAAUAGUUACUUCAUAUGUACCCAAUGAUACUGGUUUCGCACAUUAUCAAGUUAAAUAUGAAAUUACACAUUUCUGAGUUUA